AUAUUUGAUGCCGCAGUUCAUGAAAUAAAAUAUUUGUAGCAUCCUAAUAACAGCUAUUCAAAUUUGACAUUUAUCCGUUUAUAUUUGAUGAGCACUCCUAUAACUGUCAAAACUUGGACCAAAUGUUUGAUCAACGAAUACUUGGGAGACCCAACAUUGAGUAGUGCAUGUUGGAUAAUUAAAGAAGUCCUUGUACGACUCAAGCACCUCGGCUGCAAUAUGCUCCAUCUCACAUAGCAUGAAAUACCAUCAUCAAAUCAAGUCAAAAACAAGUAAAACGAUAAAAGGUAACAUUUGCGUCAUGUAAAAUGGGAAUUGAUAAUGAUCAAGUAUUGGAAAUGAUUUUUAACAAUUAAGAUCAAGUCGAGCAACUCUGGUCACCUCUGUAUGUGGUCCUGGCUCUUUUCCCAGUUCGGUCACCAUAUGUGACUUGAAAUUGUAAACUGGCCAUGGGUCUUUUCCUAAGUUCACAGAAUUGAAAUGGAUAUUCGUCCUUUUACAAACUAUAUAAUAGGCAUCAUAAUUAGUUGGUGUUAGAGACUGGAGCUCAUUUUUGAUGAAGAAGUACUUAAUUUAGUUUUAUGAAGUAUAUAAGAACUUGACUAAGGCACUUUAUCAGUGGAUUUUCGCUUUUAUAUAUAUUAUUUAUCAAUUUCAAUAUUAUUUAUGUCAUAUGUUAUGGAACCGAUGCUUGGACCUUGGUGAUGUUGAUACGGAUGCAAGGAGUUACCUCUUGGCUUUGCAAAUUGCUUAAAGAUGCUUCAGUUUUAUGCUCUAUAAUUGUUUUUGAUGUCUUCAAAAUGCGUGGGCCAUGUUAAGAAUGCAUAUAUUCAAUUUAAAUUGAUUAUUAGAUUAAACGAAAUGAAUACAUAGGACAAAUGUCAAAUAAUUACUGCAUAAUGCGUUUUAGAUGAUUUUAAAAGGGCCAAAAACUACGGGCUCUCUUGAGCAACAGGCAUUGAUGUUACUGCGCCCUAACGGCAAUGUCGUCUUCAAUUGCUUGCUGUGCGCAGGUGAGAUAGAUGUGUGCAUUAAGAAAUGAAAAAAAAAUACGAAUAAAUAAAUGAACGAAUAAAUAGAUAAAAUAAACGAAGAAGAUACACUAUAGAAAUAAUUGAAAAAAAAAUAAGAUAAAUUGACCCCAGCACUGCUCUAUUCUCACCAGAGAUAACUUCCACUUAAUUAAAUCACCAACUUUACUUCUCCACAUGACACCACAAUAUAUUCUUGCAAUUUGGUGUAUGCAAAUCAAAUCUGCCAUGAUCAAUUUCAUUACAAAAUUCUCCGUGGCAAAACUGUUGAAAAUGCUAACCAAAAUAUAUGUUUUUCUCUUUUUGUUUUCUUCAACUUGUUUGUAAACAAAAAGAUAGUAAUUACUCUAUAGUUUUGAAAGUCUUAAGGUCCACAUUUCCGGCUUAUGGCGUUUUUGGUCCAAACUACAUACGAAACCAUAGUUACUACAGCUAUACUUCAAAAACUAUAUAAGAUAUAUUAAACACUGUUGUCCUUUUGAAGCGCGGGAUAGCGAAAUGACACUGUUCUAAAUGUUCGACGCAAGAGAACACUCUGGCAAUUUGAGGUUGAGUUACCAAUCUGAAUAAGCGUCCACUUCGCCUAUUAUCGCCCGCUUUACUUUGUCACUGAGGAUUUGAAGUGGAGCAGCUUAAUUAAGGUCAAAAUAAAUCUACCGAUAUAGGCUAGCUCGAGUUCAUCGACACAGUUCUGGAAAAUCGAAGUACUGAUUGUCUCAAUAUGAACAACUUGACAGAAAAAGCGAAUGGAAACGUGUCGUUUGCUGCUACCAACUACAACGAGUUGCGAGUGAUCAAAUUCAUUAUAUACCUUUUAAUCUGUUUGUUCAGCGUUACUGGAAACACACUCGUCAUUCUUUCAGUGAUAUUUUUCAAACGUUUAAAAACAGUUCCAAAUAUCUUCAUAGCUAACUUGGCCGCGUGUGACCUGGUGACUACUUUAUCAAGCAUUCCAUUCGACUUGCCCGCCGAGGAGCUUGGGUACUGGCCUUAUGGUGAAGCGAUGUGUAAGAUCCUGUGGCCUUUGGCAACAUUUACAACAACAUCUGCGGCAUUCACUCUUGUUUCUAUAUCCGCUGACCGUUAUGGAGCGUUGUGCCAUCCUUUAAAUUUUAGAUACAAAAUAACGAGAAGGAAGUGUGCCUUUGUGAUGGGAUUUGUAUAUUUUCUUGCGGCAUUGGCAGUUUCACCAUAUUUAGUAUUCCUCAGGCUUUUUCCUCCAGAUGGACCGGAUGGACUGCCUCAAUGUGGUGAGGACUGGCCCGAGCUUCAACUAAGAAAGAGUUACACAGUGUUUUUGUUCGCCAUACAAUACGGAAUACCGCUGGUCAUAAUGACCUACAUCUAUUUCAGACUUGGUUGCUUGCUACAGAAAAAUACAAGGAAAGCAGGAGAGAUGAGUUCGAAAAAAAAUCCACCCCAACGAAAGAUCAGCCAGUAUUCUACAACGAGUGGUUCUAGCCAGUGCUCACUUCAAAGGCGUAAAGAACAGAAUGAUAAAACAGUAAAGAUGUUCUUUGUUAUUGUGAUGAUUUUCCUUGUCUUCAUGCUGCCUAAUCAAAUACUGUGGAUUCUUUACGACUUUGGAAACUCCCAAGAGCUUUUUGACCACAUUGACUUGGUAGCCUUCGUUUGCCGCGCUUUCACAUACACUAACUCUGUUCUGAAUGCUCUCGUUUACGGUGCUUGUAACAUAAGCUUUCGUAGAGCGUUUAAAGCAAUUAUUCGUUGCAAAUGUGGAAAAUCGCACCAGAGAGAGGACAUGCGGUCAAGGUCGAUCAAAAAAGGGAGGUUUAGCGAAAUGAACUCAACUCGAACCAGAUCACCUCCAAUCGCGAGAGACAGUCCCAAGAGGACUUGCAAUACUCGAUUUAAGAAAACAGACUCAUGUGAAUCGAUUGAAGGAUCUUUUAACUCUGACACUAAUCCAACAUCGCCUGGAAAUUCUUUGAAUAAAUACUACAAGACAGAUUUAAAUGGAAGCAUCUCAACAAAACGACUGAUUAAACAUGAUGACAGAGAUUACAAGAGUAUGCGGGAGAAAAAGACAAACAGUGUUGACAAUAAAGGGCAGUGUAACGGUAUUGCUAAAGAAAAGUACGUUAAUAUCAAUAAUAACAUACAAAUAUUUACCUUUGAAGAUUCUAAGGAAACAAAAUUAUAAUAUUUAGAGGUGAAAUUUAGCACAACAAUAGUUCCUCAAGUGCAUGAUUUUAAAUAAGCACUUUUUCACCAUUUGUAUUCUCAAAAGAAAAUUUUAGUACACUAAAAAGAUACAUACGAGAAAUGUUUAGUAUUUUACAGAAAUGUAGUCCAUUUAUAUCACAGGGGACUGCAUGGUUACUAGUCCGUAAUAAAGGAGUUUAGUUGAAAGUAGAAUCAGCUUGGACUUAUUCUCCUAUAAAGAUGUCAUAUUAUCAAUAUGGGCGCAACUUUGGCUUCUGUUGUUCCAGCUCAGAAUCGAUUCAGUGAGCUGAAAAAAACAAUGAAAUCCCCAGAAGGCACUAAAACUGCUAGAAGUUUUAUAGAAAGUUCGGCUUUUCAAAUGCGCUAAGUAUGAAAUUAAACAUUUUGUCCAUAACAUUAAAUAAUACGAAAUACAUCGUUAAGCAUAACACAUUUAAAUGCAUCAAUAGUUGACGUUUUGCAACACUAGAAUUGCUUGGUAUUAAAUAAAAUAAUAUUUUUGGCAUCAUUCUUUGUUAAUAGCAAUGUACGCUUUUUAAAUUUAAAUUUCUUCGCAAGAUGACAGGCGUAGGAACGCAAUGCGCACGCUCGUAAGAACGAACGGUAACUAGGGGCAACUUAAGAUUUCUGUUUUGAGAAAUUUCCUAAGUUAAGAAAUUACUGAAGAAUUGCAGUAUUCCUUAUCACAGUGGCAAAAUAUUUUUAUUUUUAACACCGUUGUAUAUACAAACAAGAUCAAACACGGCAAGCUGUUCUUUUGAAAACAACAAAUUAAACUUGAAUCCUGGCGUCAUGUGGAGACGUUGUU
Messenger RNA from Exaiptasia diaphana, 4026 nucleotides. Its product is annotated as neuropeptide FF receptor 1. Gene Ontology annotation, molecular function: neuropeptide receptor activity. The coding region runs from base 1753 to 3195 and encodes 480 amino acids. The record is from RefSeq and is a predicted model, not a curated record. The transcript has 3 exons. Gene Ontology annotation, biological process: neuropeptide signaling pathway. Gene Ontology annotation, cellular component: membrane. NCBI's taxonomy places the organism in Eukaryota, Metazoa, Cnidaria, Anthozoa, Actiniaria, Aiptasiidae.